This is a messenger RNA of Anolis sagrei ordinatus, 3127 nucleotides long. Its product is annotated as kinesin-like protein KIF23. Lineage: Eukaryota; Metazoa; Chordata; Lepidosauria; Squamata; Anolidae. Gene Ontology annotation, biological process: mitotic spindle midzone assembly; microtubule-based movement. Gene Ontology annotation, cellular component: microtubule; nucleus; kinesin complex. The record is from RefSeq and is a predicted model, not a curated record. Gene Ontology annotation, molecular function: ATP hydrolysis activity; ATP binding; microtubule motor activity.
AAGCAUCAGGAAAGAGGCCAGAGAGGGAAGAAAGGCGGUGGAGCCAUGAAGGCGGCUGCAAGAACUAAAACUCCUCGCAAAUGUGUACAAAAGAAGUUCUCCAAAGAUAUUUUGAAGGACCCUGUUGGGGUGUACUGUCGUGUACGCCCUGUGAGUAUACCAGACCAAGAAUGCUGUGUAGAGAUUGUCAGCAACACAACGGUCCAGGUUCAUCCUCCCGAAGGAUAUCGCAUCGCUCGCAAUGGGGAAUACAAAGAGGUCCAGUAUUCCUUUAAAGAAGUAUUUGGCACUACUGCUACUCAGAGAGAUGUAUUUGAUGUGGUUGCUCGGCCUUUGGUGGAAGAUCUUAUCCAUGGAAAAAAUGGCCUGCUUUUCACUUACGGUGUCACAGGGAGCGGGAAGACCCACACCAUGACAGGGUCCCCUGGUGAAGGAGGGCUGCUUCCUCGCUGCCUGGACAUGAUUUUCAACAGCAUCGGAUCUUUCCAGGCCAAAAGAUAUGUUUUCAAGCUUGACGACAAGAAUGGGGUUGAUGUCCAGGGCGAUGUGGAUGCUUUGCUGGAGCGUCAGAAGAGAGAAGUUCUCCAGGCCUCCAAAACUCCAUCAAGCAAGCGGCAAAUAGACCCAGAAAUUGCUGACAUGAUUAACGUGCAAGAUAACUGCAAAGCAGGGGAAAUCGAUGAAGACAACGUAUACAGUGUGUUUGUCUCCUACAUUGAGAUUUAUAAUAACUACAUCUAUGACCUUUUGGACGAAACCCUCAUCGACCCCACCAAGCCAAAGUGGAACACCUGUGACACUCCAGUACGGAACGUUGAAUUAUUGCUUCCGCAAUCCAGAAUUCUCCGUGAAGAUCAAAACCAUAAUAUGUAUGUGGCAGGAUGCACAGAGGUGGAAGUCAAGUCUACCGAAGAAGCCUUUGAAGUCUUCUGGAGAGGCCAAAAGAAGAGGCGCAUUGCGAACACUCAGCUGAAUCGAGAAUCUAGCCGUUCGCACAGUGUCUUUCUCAUCAAGCUAAUCCAAGCGCCUUUGGAUGCAGAUGGUGACAACGUUUUACAGGACAGAGAACUAAUAGCCCUGAGCCAGUUAUCUUUGGUUGAUCUGGCAGGAAGUGAGCGAACAAACAGAACAAAAGCAGAAGGAAGCAGACUGCGGGAGGCAGGUAACAUCAAUCAGUCUCUGAUGAUGCUCAGAACCUGUAUUGAAGUUCUGCGUGAAAACCAAACAUAUGCAACCAAUAAGAUGGUCCCCUAUCGAGACUCAAAGUUGACGCACCUCUUUAAGAACUACUUUGACGGGGAAGGGAAAGUUCGCAUGAUUGUCUGUGUAAAUCCAAAAGCUGAGGACUACGACGAGAGCCUGCAAGUCAUGCGAUUUGCAGAGAUCACUCAAGAAGUGGAAGUGGCUAGGCCUGCUGACAAGCCUCUCUGUGGGCUGAUGGCUGGCCGGCGGUUUAAGAACCAGGCCUUCCAGGAAGAACUCUCCCGGCAACUGGAGCUCCGAGGAGGACCAGUCGACGGAGAUAGAGAAAGGUUUGCCAUGGAGACAUUCUUGCAGAACUAUCCCCCGUUGCCAUCCUGUGAGCUUCUGGAUAUCAAUGACGACCAGACUCUUCCUCGGCUGAUUGAAGCGCUGGAAAAGCGCCAUCGCGCCCGAAAGACAAUGAGGGAAGAAUUUGCCAAAAAUGUUCUUUCCAUAAAGGGCAUGUUACAAGAACUUGAUGCCAACAUUGUCACAAGAGAGAACUACUCAAAUUUAAAAAUGGUCGAAAAGAACAAAAUUAUCUCAGAGCAAAAAGCAGAAGUUGAACGCCUCGAGAAGAAAUCAAAAACACUGGAAUACAAGAUCGACAUCUUGGAGAAAACCACCACAAUCUAUGAGGAAGAGAAGCGCAAGUUGCAGCUUGAGCUAGAGAACAAGAGCCAGAAGCUCCAGCGCCAGGUGUCAGACAAGCGUCGAAUGGAGGCCCGGCUUCAAGGCAUGGUGACCGAGACGACUACAAAGUGGGAGAAGGAAUGCGAGCGACGGGUGGCUGCCAAGCAGCUUGAGAUGCAGAACAAACUCUGGGUGAAGGACGAGAAACUCAAGCAGCUGAAAGCCAUUGUCACGGAGCCCAAGGCCAUCAAACCGGAGAGGCAUUCUCGAGAGAGGGACAGAGAGAAAGCCGUGCCGAGGUCCUUUUCCCCGCCACCAGUCCCUCUCCAUCACAGCAAAAACAACCCCAUGCUGGCACCUGUUGAAAAUCAGCCCCAGCUGCACAGGCGCUCUAACUCUUGCAGCAGCAUUUCGGUGGCCUCCUGCAUCUCGGAAUGGGAGCAGAGGACGCCCACUCAUGGCAACAAGCACCCCGGCAUGGUCAAAGACAGACCUCAAGAGCCAGAGCAAGCGGGGCCCUCCUCACUCGUGACAGACCGGCGGCGGGGCAUGUGCUGGAGUAGAGGCCCUGAAAGCGGGCAAGGCGUCACAGAGGCAGGCGAGGAUUUCUGCUGCAGGAAUGCUCCACCAGUCCGGCUGCGUCACCGGCGCUCCCGUUCGGCAGGAGAGAGGUGGGUUGACCACAAGCCCCCUUCCCACGUCCCAAUGGACACUGUUAUGAAGCCCCACGUGCCCCACGCCAUCACAGUGGCUGCUGCCAAUGAAAAGGCCCUGGCUAGGUGUGACAAGUACAUGCUGACCCACCAGGAGCUAGCUUCAGACGGGGAGAUUUCCACCAAGCUGAUCAAGGGCGACGUUUACAAGACCCGUGGAGGCGGACAAGCUGUCCAGUUCACUGAAAUUGAGACCUUGAAACAAGAAUCCCCAACAGGCCGCAAGAGGCGCUCUUCUCCCUUGAGCCCAGUGCCUCCAGAUGAGGCCACAGAAUCUGAAUGGACCGAUGUGGAGACGAGAUGUUCAGUUGCUGUGGAGAUGAAGGCCGGCUCGCACCUGGGCCCAGGAUAUCAGCACCAUGCUCAGCCCAAGCGUAAAAAGCCCUGAAGCGGCUGGCCGAGGCUCCUUGCAAAAUUCUUCCAUUGUUUUAAGCACAUGACUCCUUGUAUUUAAGCAUUGUUUUAAGCACAUGGCUCCUUGUAUUUUAUAUUCAAUAUAUUCAAUAAAAUGUAAAAUAAAAUAAAACUUUUAUAUGCAA